UUUACGAAACGCGUUGAAAACAUUCAGGAGUAUGUUGCGACUGAUUGAUCGAAAAGAAUUUAUCGUCGUUGGAUUGUUGGCGGAAACACGAUGUUGGCGUCACGCGAAAAGCUCUGGUACGCGUUCAACGAGGAGAAACUCGUCUACGUAAAGAGGAAAAACGAAGAGAAUGGAAGCGCUGCUAUGACGGUGAAUCGGGUGGUUGUGCUUCUGGGUUUCGUGUCGGGAGUCGCGGUUGCUGUCAUCGGCACCUUAUUGUCCCAAUACAUUGCCAGUUUACCCAAGAAUUCACCGAAUCACCAGGAUUAUCGGCAUGUAUUCAUCCCGCUUCCAUCGGAGGGCAGGUUGAACGUGUACGAAGAAGCUACUCUAGAUGUGGCAUUCCCGAGCGGUCACCUAACCCGUCAACUCGAAGUCGAAAACAGCGCGGCGUCCACCGCCGAAGCUUUGACGUCUUUGUAUUUGGCACUGGAAAUGAAGUUAUCCGGCAAACAAAAGAAAGCGGUGAAACUGUUUCAACACGCGGUGGCUUUGGCGCCCCGUCACCCGGAUAUCUUGAAUCAUUACGGCGAGUUUUUGGAGCACACGCAGAACGACGUUAUCAAGGCGAACGAGUACUACGUGCGCGCGUUAACUUAUCAACCGAAUCACGAAGGAGCGUUGAUGAAUAGUCAGAGGACGGCUCGGGUGGUGGAAAAGUUGGACCGACGGAUGCUCCGGCGUAUAGAUGAGAAACGAAACGCGUUAUCCGCGAUACCUGAUAACAACGCGGCGUUGAUCCGUGCCAAGAAGGAGGCUUACUUUCAACACAUUUACCAUACUGUUGGCAUCGAGGGGAACACCAUGAAUUUAGCUCAGACCAGGGCGAUCGUUGAAACUCGUACCGCGGUCGCUGGUAAGAGCAUCGACGAGCACAACGAGAUUCUCGGCCUGGACGCUGCGAUGAAAUAUAUCAACGCGACCUUGGUCAACAAGGUGGGAUCCAUCUCCAUCAAAGACAUAUUGGAGAUUCACAUGCGGGUUUUGGGACACGUCGAUCCUGUACAGGGUGGUCAGUUUCGACGGACUCAAGUAUACGUGGGUGGUCAUGUGCCUCCCGGUCCCGGGGACAUACACUACCUUAUGGAAGAAUUCACGUUGUGGCUCAACAGCGAGAGAGCUAUUCGAAUGCAUCCGGUCAGAUACGCUGCUCUGGCGCACUACAAGCUGGUACACAUACAUCCGUUCUCCGAUGGAAACGGUAGGACGUCCCGUUUGCUUAUGAACAUGAUCCUGAUGCAGGCUGGUUAUCCACCUGUUAUUAUUCAUAAGCAGCAUCGGCACACGUACUACGAGAACCUUCGAAUAGCAAAUACCGGAGAUAUCCGACCGUUCGUUCGAUUCAUAGCAGAGUGUACCGAACAAACGCUCGAUCUGUUUUUGUGGGCAACUAGCGAGUUUUCGAAGCAAGUACCCGCCCUCAGUCAAGAUACCCUAUUUACCGAGAGACCAAGUACAAUCGCCUUGGAGGACGAUUCCAGCGGCACGGGCGACGACGACGAGGACGACUAAGGCUAAGAUUAGUGCCCGAGCUAUUAUUUUCCUAAACCAAAGAUUCAGAUAGGAGCUACACCGCGCACAGACAUCCUCUUUCCUUUCAUUUACCUUCGCGAUGUACCUUUUACGAUUCGUCCAGAGCACCGCCAAUGUUUCCAAUUUCAAGAGUAUCACACUUCGUCGACCAUUCUCCCAAAUUGUAAUAUGCUUCCACGUAUAGUUUCCGUUCCCUUCUAUCCUAUACGCGCCAAAACAGUCGACACGCAAAAACGGCGAACAGUGCGAAACUCGAUCCAAGACUGUGAUCUAACGUAAGGUAUUACAACGAAAGAUGAUGUAUAUUUAAGUAGGCAAAUUUUAAACCUCGUCGAUAUCGUAUCUAUCGUACGUAUCGUGGAUAUAUCCUGUAUAUAUUUAUCGAGAAACGUGCAGUCGCUACA
This is a messenger RNA of Habropoda laboriosa, 1976 nucleotides long. RefSeq names its product adenosine monophosphate-protein transferase FICD homolog (gene Fic). Bases 91 to 1551 code for a protein of 486 amino acids. NCBI's taxonomy places the organism in Eukaryota, Metazoa, Arthropoda, Insecta, Hymenoptera, Apidae. Gene Ontology annotation, molecular function: protein binding. The record is from RefSeq and is a predicted model, not a curated record. The transcript has 3 exons.